UUUGAGUAUGCUUCUAGAUAGGCUAAUUGUACUGCCCAUAUUUUAGCAAAACUAGCUAGAACUAAGGUGUGUGCGGGGUGGAUGGAAGAUCCACCUUUAGAGAUGUUGAUACUCUUGUAAAAGAUAUUACGGCGAUCAUCUUGCAAUAAAAAAUACUUUGAUGUAAAUAAAAUUAUUAGCAGUAUACACUUUGGGUUCGUCGGGGGUUUCUGCGAGGGAGUUUUUCUACGAGGGUGUUUUCAACAAAAUACUCUCUCUAGCGCCUGCCACCCGUGCCCCCACCCCGACUUCCCCAUGCCAGCCGCGUGCGCCACGCGCCCACGCCGGCGGCCGCACCUCACGGUCUCCCGCCGCUGCCCGCGAUCAUCCGCCGCGCACGUUCCCGCCAUCCGCGGUCUUCUGCUGCACCACAUGAUCCUAUUUCUCCGUGGCGGCGGCGUCCCCAUCCAGCUGGGACUGGAUCCGCUGGAGCCGCCACUUCGCGGAGGUCGACCAGGCCGAGAGCUACGCUUCCGUCCUCCGCUUCCAGCUCGAGGGUUUCAUGGGGAGCGCUUCUCUGACCAUUGAGCCCAGUUUCCGUCAGACAUUCAUAGGCGAGGUCCGGCGCGUAUGCACACUAGGUGCUCGACCAAAAGCCAGAGGCAUAGCAGCAGUGCGGUCCAGCGGGAGCAGCAAGCACCAGGCAGAGAAGGGGCGGCGGGGGCGGAACAGACCAUGGCACGGCAAGGAGGCCAGCGCUCUGGGCAAGCAGCGCGGACCGGAUGGAACAGCGCGGUGGUGUGGGCACCCCGUUAUUGUCGGCGCAGCGACCACUGUCGUGCUGCUCGGACCUGAUUCGCCUCCCCUUAACGCAGCAUUUUGGACGCUGCCUCCUAGCCUGUCGUCGUGUGGAGGAGACUGCACGGAGAAGCGACUUGGUUGGUUCUAGUCCUGUCAGUGCUGAGCUCGAGGAUGGCACCGGGACAGUGAACAACAUAUUGAGUUAUUCCAAGAGGAAACAACCCAGAUACUGAACCAAAAGGGGAUCGGCGGCACUGGGGGUGAGGGCCGGAAUCUGUCCGUGUACCUUGCGGUAUGCUGUCGGGACUGGUCUGUUUCUCAAACCAAGGCUCCCCUGUACAAGGUGGAAAUUGCCCUCUCCAAUUCCGACGACCCUUCUUUGCUGCCGGGAGCGGAGCCUGCUGGCCGGGUAACCCUGCACCGAGCCCGUAAUCUGGAAACUAACAUGAACGGCAAGACCUUCGUCUCCUUGUAGUCAGGGUGGAUAGUCGGCAUCGGGGGCAAUCCUGGCAGCACCAUCAUCUUUGACACCAAGAGUGGGAGAAUGAUCCGCGGGCCAAACCUGGUGGCCAGGAAGUGGAGCCCUGUGGUGGCGGUCGUCGGGGACAUGAUCUAUGCCCUCACAUCAACCCCUGACCACGUUCAAGAGCCCAACUUCGUGCCAUUGUUUGAGGUCCUCGAUCUCUCCAAGCCGGACGUCAUCGAGACUGCGGAGGGGGUGCUCAGCCUGGCGGACACGUGCACCUGGAUGCCAUUGCCGUACCCGCUCUGCUUCCCUUGCAAGCUCACCCCGACGGACUUCCGCAGGCCGCCCAUGAUAAGUGUCGCGUCCUCCGUGGUGGUCGAGCCUUACAUUUUGAUAUCGGUCAGUCGCCCGUACAACUUUACUUAUGCAUUUGACACCAGCUCAGGAGAGUGGCAUCAGGUCGAGGGCGAGCAACUGCCGUUUGUUGGCGCCGCCGCCCCGCACGGCGGCGGCAUCUUCCUUGCGCCUUCUCACAAGUACGGCCCCAUCAAAGCUUACUGCAUCCGAGUCUCAACAUCUGGCAAGGGUGGUGCUAUUGAGUUGUCCACCACUGUCAUCCCGGUGAGAAACGAGGAGCAUGAAGAAAUUAACGCAAGGGGCGCGCGCUACGUUCACCUGGACAGGGAACACUUCGCUCUGUUGUCUUGGCAGAAGGACAGCGGACGCUACAUGUCUUACGAUACAAAGACUGACGAAACUUAUCCAAGGAAGUUAUAUCUGAACUUGGUUACCUAUCGAACUGGGAGGUGUGUACUCGAGGGGAAGACUCCGGAGAUUGUUGUCUCCUGCCAAUCGGAGCAGGCCUUCAGGAUCUGCAGUUCCCCUGGGUUCUCUGAUGCGCCCAUCGCCUUCACUUUAUCCAUAUAUAAAUAA
This is a messenger RNA of Aegilops tauschii subsp. strangulata, 2179 nucleotides long. The record is from RefSeq and is a predicted model, not a curated record. NCBI's taxonomy places the organism in Eukaryota, Viridiplantae, Streptophyta, Magnoliopsida, Poales, Poaceae.